AUGACCUUUCCGAAAGAUCACAACUUGACUACCAUGCAGCGCGUUCUCCAAGAUCCGGAUCUUCUGUUGUUGAUUUUCGAUACGUUUCUUCACGAGGAAUCCAACCACAAGGGUGAGAGCCUAGCAAUCGCUGCUUGUGUCAAUCAUACUUGGUUCGCGGUUGCGACGUCCGUCCUCUGGGGUCAACCAUCUUAUCCCUUCCAUGAGGAUAUCACCCGUAUCUUGACUAGUAUCCCUCAGUCCAGACGUCAACACUACGCGUCCAGGAUGAGAAUUCUGAAGAUAAACGAACGACGUGCCGCCAGCAUGCAUACUUCCUUCAAAGGCGUCAACUUCCCGCUGGUGAAGAAUCUUGAGCUGGCUCUUACUUGCGAGAUACACGAUCAACAGGCAGGCUCGAUCGCAUUGUAUCUCCAGCCUGCUCUCGAGACGCUUACCGUGCAUGAUGAAGGAGACUAUCUCAACGAUGACUUCGUGGCUCACGUUACGAGAAACUGCCCACAUCUGAAAGCUGUGUUGUUUGCUUCGCCAGGGACUCAUUUGUCCGUACAGGUAUUAUCUGACCUGUUCGCUGCAUCCAAGAAUCUCGAAGAGGUCUCUCUGCGCUUCAAUGAUUUUGGCCGUCUCAUCUCGAUGAAUCCGCUUCUCCAACUCUCCAAGUUACAGAAACUCAGAAUCAUGCAGCUCAUCAGUCCCCCGGCUUCAUCAGUUAUAUUUAGCUUUGUCAACUUGUACAACUCGCAUCCGUUCCAAGCUCUGCGCAAUCUUACCUUGUAUGCGGAUACUAGUACAGUCAGUACCGCAGCACGUCUCUUUUCAAAUGUCCAGGAACUCUCAUUGAGCGUCCACGGAGCGGACUCUUCCUUCCUUAGAAACGUGGCUUCGAUGAAGAAUUUGACUACACUCGUGGUUCAAAUCACUGGAGAACUCCCUUUCGCGGUCGACGAUAUGCUCGCCCUGACAUCACUACAACACCUCGAAAGCCUCGUCUUUAGCAGCGAUAGCCACCUACACCCAACCAGCUUCACACCCUCCGAAUUCGACUACUUUUGCUCCAGCCUGCCCUCAAUCCACCAUCUCGACUUGGAAGCAUGUUUAGUGUCCUGCCCCAUGGAAUUCCUCGUCAGUCUCAGCUAUAACUGUCCAAAGCUCGACUACCUCAAUCUCUACAAUGCAGCUUGCAAUCUCGAAACCCUUGUCAAAGUCGACGGACCACUAUUUCCAAAUCUCAAGACCUUGAUCUUGAAUGCGGUACAGCCCGAAGUUGUGACUGAAGAACUGGCGAUUAUGAUUGGCGGAGCGAUACAUUGGCAUGCUGAUUCAUUGGAACAUCUGAAUCUGGGAGACUCGAGGUUUGCUAAUUUUGUUGAGGAGGUGUGGGAAGAUGCGCGAGGUUGA
This is a messenger RNA of Aureobasidium subglaciale EXF-2481, 1398 nucleotides long. RefSeq lists its product as uncharacterized. Bases 1 to 1398 code for a protein of 465 amino acids. The transcript has a single exon. Lineage: Eukaryota; Fungi; Ascomycota; Dothideomycetes; Dothideales; Saccotheciaceae. The record is from RefSeq and is a predicted model, not a curated record.